Messenger RNA from Mauremys mutica (yellowpond turtle), 1520 nucleotides. It is a transcript of the gene ASCL4, whose product is annotated as achaete-scute family bHLH transcription factor 4. Bases 760 to 1323 code for a protein of 187 amino acids. NCBI's taxonomy places the organism in Eukaryota, Metazoa, Chordata, Testudines, Geoemydidae. The record is from RefSeq and is a predicted model, not a curated record. The transcript has a single exon. Gene Ontology annotation, biological process: regulation of transcription by RNA polymerase II; developmental process. Gene Ontology annotation, molecular function: DNA-binding transcription factor activity, RNA polymerase II-specific; RNA polymerase II transcription regulatory region sequence-specific DNA binding; protein dimerization activity.
UCCUUUCUUGGAGGCACGUAUGUAAUCUUGAUGUGAGACGACUUGCAACCACAAGAGAGCACUCUUUCCUUUGAUGAUCUCUCAGCCUUCCUAGAAAGCUAAAGAGAUACCAUAUAAGUUUUGCAUACUGCUGGAGAACCCGCUUCAGUUAGAUUGGAACAGCAGAAACAACAAAGGCUGCAGAUGUAUUUUGGAUUACAGUGUGAAAAGCCUUUGGCUAGUUUUUCAGCUGACAGGAGAUCUUUGGUUCCUGAGUGGGAGGAGUUCUGCCAAAACUUUGAAGAUCCCUAUAAACUUUGGAAAUUACCCAUCUUUUGGAGACAACUUUAUCAAAAGACAUUGUGGGUUACAAUACAAGAGAAGUGUUUAGAGCCUGGAAGCUUGUUUAUGUUUGGUAUUAACUCUAUGGACACACUUUCAAGCUAGAAGAAAAGGAAUACAGGAACCCUCUUAUUAUCUUUUGAAAGAUGAAGAUCAGAGGAAAUGCUGGGUUUAAAGUGUGGAGUGAUAGUCCUAAAAGCCGGUCUAUAAAUUAGAUGGCAUCCUGCCUCUAUAAAAGAUUGAGGAGUAGAGCUGAUUUUCAGUCAUAUAGUGGACUUCAUGAAUUGUUAGUUUUGCCUUUAAAUCUGGACAUAGAUCUCACCCACAAGAACGGAGCAGACUGUGGGGCAGAGGACCCCAAUACAAAUGUUUCCUCCAUGCAUGGAUUAAUGCAAGAUUUGGAAGCCAAAUUUGAGAUUAAAAUUGCACUGGUAAACAAUGGACAGCAAUAAAGAUGCUGGACUAUUGAAUGGGAUGUUAUUCUCAGGAGCUAUGUCCAUGGGAAAUAACCAUGUGAAUCCUCAUGGGUUACCACUAAGAGAGCCCUUUGGUGUUCCCUUCCAUUUCGAUCCAACUUAUUGGGACCAAGCCUACCGUGGUUAUUCAGGUAGAUUUUCCUACAUCCCUUUCUCUGGAUAUGUAGGAGUCUAUGACUAUUCUUUUGAGCCUGCCUUCAUUCGAAAGAGAAAUGAGAGAGAGAGGCAAAGAGUGCGUUGUGUGAAUGAGGGAUAUGCACGCCUCCGAGAACAUCUUCCCAAGGAGCUUGCAGACAAACGCCUCAGCAAAGUGGAGACCCUAAGAGCCGCAAUAAAUUACAUUAAACACCUUCAGAGUUUGCUGGACUGUCAGCCGUUAGGGUCUACCACUAAGGAAACAAUAUCUGCUAAGGAGGCUACCGAUGCUUCCAGUCCUGAUCUAAGAAGGGAAUGCAACAGUGAUGGGGAGUCUAAAACCUCUUUAGCUUCAUCUCCAUACAGUGAGUUUGAGGAGACUUGCAUCUAGGAAACAUCAUCUUCAGGAACAGAUGCCUUCAAGACCAAUCAAAAACUCUGUUAUGGUAUCUAAAUCCACAUGAUUUUUCUACAGGUCAAAAAGUAUCCUACAAAAGAUGGAAAAAUCCUGGGAAAAUAAAGGUAUCUUCAGUCUCCGAGAAGACCUUUUCACUGUUGCUGCAUGCACAUAGCCUACAAGUGGUUCGU